AUGGCAACCAAAUCCAUUGCUGACUGGGUCACUUCCCUUUCCUAUUCUUCACUCCCACCAGAAGCAAUUCAAGCUGCCACACGAAGUUUCUACAACUGGGCAGGUUGCACUGUCGGUGGGAGCAACCACCCCGCGGCCACUAUUGCUCAAAAGGCUCUCUCUCGUUUUUUCGGAGCCCCAACAUCAAGCCUUCUCGGAUCGCAGGGCACCCAGGUGGACGCUCAGCAUGCCGCUAUCCUCAAUGGCAUCGCGUCGCAUGUACACGACUACGAUGAUACUCAUCUCGAGACAAUCAUUCAUCCCACCGGCCCUGUAGCAUCUGCCCUGUUGAGUUUUGCUGAAUCUCUUGACCGGCCCGUUUCAGGAGCCGAGUUCAUCACAGCAUUGGUCGCGGGGAUCGAGGUCGAAUGUAAGUGUGGAUUGGCGGUAUGGCCUAGCCAUUAUGAUGUUGGUUGGCAUAUUACCAGUACAACCGGGUCUAUUGGAGCGGCGGUAGCAGUCUCAAAGCUUCUGAACUUGACCUCUGAGCAAACCGCACACGCAAUUGGAAUAGCAGCCACGCAGGUAACAGGGCUCCGUGAGAUGUUUGGCUCUCAUACAAAGUCGUUCCACCCGGGACGCGCAGCCCAGAAUGGACUUAUGGCUGCCGUGCUUGCAUCUGAAGGAUACACCAGCUCCCUGGAAGCACUGGAAGCUAAAAGGGGCUGGGUGAAUGUUGUUGAAUCCCAUGACCAGCUCGAUGAUAUGGUCGCGAGCUUUGGGAAGGAAAACUGCUGGGAGAUUGUCAAGAACUCGUUUAAGCCUUUCCCGUGUGGUAUUGUGGUUCAUCCUAUUAUUGAUGGGUGCAUAUCGCUACAUAGCGAGUUACGACAACGCGGAAUAUCAUAUGAACAGAUCGAGGAUGUGCAAGUCACUGUGCAUCAUCUCGUUUUGGAGCUUACAGGAAAGACUAAACCUCGGGAUGGUCUCGAAGCCAAGUUUAGUGUCUACCACGGAGGUGCUGUUGGGCUUCUCUUUGGGAAGGCAACUCCGGCACAAUAUGAAGACGCUGUGGUGAAUGAACCUAAUGUGCUGAAGGUCAGGGCUAAGUUGCAUGCGACUGGGGACAGCAGUAUACGUCCAGAUGAGUGCCACAUUGUACUUAAGCUUCGAGAAAGAGAAGUGUUGGAGAAACACGUGGAUCAUGCAGUGGGCAGUGUGAAAUCCCCAAUGACUGAUGAUCAGCUUACGGAAAAGUUCCUGGAUCAGUGCAUCUCCGUUGUUGGUCUGGAAAAAGCAAAGAAGGCUAGUGAGUGGUGCUGGAAUUUGGAUACGCGGAAUGACAUUCGCGAUAUCAAAGAUAUACUUUAA
Messenger RNA from Aspergillus wentii DTO 134E9, 1350 nucleotides. Its product is annotated as MmgE/PrpD family protein. Gene Ontology annotation, molecular function: lyase activity. The record is from RefSeq and is a predicted model, not a curated record. The transcript is spliced from 2 exons. Bases 1 to 1350 code for a protein of 449 amino acids. NCBI's taxonomy places the organism in Eukaryota, Fungi, Ascomycota, Eurotiomycetes, Eurotiales, Aspergillaceae.